Ruditapes philippinarum (Manila clam) is the source of this 6884-nucleotide messenger RNA. RefSeq lists its product as uncharacterized. The transcript has 19 exons. Bases 191 to 5809 code for a protein of 1872 amino acids. The record is from RefSeq and is a predicted model, not a curated record. NCBI's taxonomy places the organism in Eukaryota, Metazoa, Mollusca, Bivalvia, Venerida, Veneridae.
CUAUUUAUAGAUCUGGAUUUCCCAUUAAAAUUACGUAUGUGAAAUUCCGUAAUACUUUCCUCUCAAAUUUACUGCGAUUAAAAAGACUUAAUUUACUGUUAUCAUUUUUGUUUUUGGUGCAUAAGAAAAAGAAGUGCGGAAAAUGAAAAACUGAUUGAAACCAUCAGUAUUUUGAAUUUAAUGUCAGAAAAUGUCAGGAUCAAAGGACUGGAACGAUUUGGACGCUGGUGGAGACAAGGGAAAACCGCCUAAACGUGGUGCAAGACCUGAUUUACAAGAAAAAAUGCGAAGAAGGUUUCAAAAUCGAAAUCCAGAGUCAAGCAGUGAAAACACAUCACCUGUUCUGUUCGAAGAUGCAAGUGGUCGGACGGGAGCUUUUAGACAGGUACCAGAAGGUGCUGCAGCUUCAUCAGGUGAACCAAGGGAAAAACAAAGGGGACGAGGAGAAACUCCUGUAUUAAAUGAUCCAGACGCAAAUGGCAAUUUUAUGUUUCACGAUGGCCACAAUUCAGAUUUAGGAAAGUCAAGGACAUCAAAAAGUCAAGGUCGUAAGUUACAAGAUCAAGGUGCGUCAGGUGGACAAGACCAUUUAGAUAAGGCAUUAAAUAGUGUUAUAGGUGAACUGGACAGAGAUGAUAUGUCUCAUAAGGGCAAGAAAUCUCAAGGAGGGUCAGAAGCGGUAUUUGAAAAUAAUUUUGAUGAUGUGGAAUCUCCCCAAGCAUUCAAUAUCCCUGCAGGCGGCGGUGUAUUUGCAAGAUCGGGACCACAAGGUGGAAACAGUCUUCCACAAGGUUUGCAUCAAUAUCAAAAUGGUUCAGGGAACCUUAAAAGAGGGCAUGGAAGGAAGGUUGAUAAAAAAGAUGAUGAAAUGAUGGGCAAUAAACAAGAACAACAUCAAGCACCAGAUGCUAUGCAGGAAAUGCUGAGAUCUUUGAUGGGUGGAGGUCAGAAUGUUAAUGAGAGAGAAGAUCCAUUAGCAGCACUAUUUGGAGGUCAGCCAGGUGGUAAUGGUGGAAUGGGAGGGUUAUUCGGUGAUGGAGAAAAUCCAUUAGCUGCAUUGAUGGGGAAUAGAGGUGGUGAUAGAAAUGACAAUGAAAAUCCAAUGGCAGCUUUGCUUGCUGGUGGUGGAAGGGAUCCAUUAGCUAAUAUGAUGGGAGGAGGUGCUGCUAAUUCUAAAAAAAACAAGCAGAAUUUUGAUAAUGAUUUAAUGUCAUCACUUGUAGGUGAUCAAAAUAAACAGAGGAAAGAAAAUGUACAAGCUAGUAGGGCAGCAAAAAAACGUAAUGGACAUGAUGCAAGCUCUGAAGAUGAAAGCAGUUCUGAGGAUGAAGAUGAGGAUGAUGAUAGUUCUGCGGAGGAAACUCCUUUUGCAAUGGGACAGGGAAAAGAUCCAAUCCGUGCAAUGUUAGAUGAAAUGACCAAAGAUAUGGAAGUAAAUGCUAGUCCAUUGGCUGCAAAAGGUGCAUCUAAGGUUGGUGGUGAUAAGAAAAGAGAACCUAGUGGGUUGGGUCAAAUGAGAGGUGUAAAGGGUGCAGGUCAAGGAAGUAUGAACCCUUUAGCUUCAGUAGGCAAUGGUGAUAGACAAGGUGGUGGGGGUAACCCUUUUGCUUCAAUGCAAGGUGGCAGUGGAAAUCCUCCAGCAGCACUUAUGGGUGGAAAUGGAAGAGGAAAGGGAGGAGGAGUUGAAGCAGGUGGAAAUCCUCUUGCAGCCUUAAUGGGUGGAGCAGGAAGUGGAAGAGGUGAACCAGGUGGAAAUCCUCUAGCAGCCCUAAUGGGUGAAGGAAGUCAUGGUGAUGGUGGAAAUCCUCUAGCAGCCCUAAUGGGUGGAAGAGGAAGUGGAGGAGGUGAAUCAGGUGGAAAUCCUCUAGCUGCGUUAAUGGGUGAAGGUAGUCAUGGUGAUGGUGGAAAUCCUCUAGCAGCCCUAAUGGGUGGAAUGGGAAGUGGAGGAGGUGAAUCAGGUGGAAAUCCUCUAGCUGCGUUAAUGGGUGGAAGAGGAAGUGGAGGAGGUGAAUCAGGUGGAAAUCCUCUAGCAGCAUUAAUGGGUGGAAGAGGAAGUGGAGGAGGUGAAUCAGGUGGAAAUCCUCUAGCAGCCUUAAUGGGUGGAAAUGGAGGGGGUAUGGGAGGAGGAGUUGAAGCUGGUGGAAAUCCUCUAGCAGCUUUAAUGGGUGGGGGAGGAAAUCCUCUAGCAGCUUUAAUGGGUGGAGGUGGAAGAAGUAUGGGAGGAGUUGAGGGAGGAGGAGAUCCUCUAGCAGCUUUAAUGGGCAGAGGUGGAAGAGGAAGAGGUGGUCCAGAUGGGGACUCCAUGGCCUCACUGAUGGGUGGAAGAGGAGGUGGUAACCCUCUAGCAGGGCUAAUGGGAGGCCAAGGUAGAGGAGGUGGUAGUGGUGGAUUACCUGGUAUGUUUGGGGGAGGUGGGACAAGUGGUGGAGGAGGAGGAGACCAGAUGUCACAGGCUCUUGCGUCAAUCAUGGGUGGCGCAGGGAGAGGAUCAGGGGGUAAUCCAAUGGCGUCACUCAUGUCAUCACUUGGAGGAGGAGGUGGUGGGUCUGACGGACCUCAACAACAGUUACUGCGCCAAAUGAUGGGACAGGCUGGUAUCUCAGAGGAAGAUGAAUUAACUCCGGAAAAUGCUGGGGAUAAUGAGAUCAUGCAGCAGUUACUAGCUUAUGAAUCUAUGAGAGCACAAAGUAGCCGUGCUCCUCGUGCUGAUAAUGCCAUGAGUACAAUCAUUGUAGUGGAUACUUCUGGAAGCAUGGAUGGUCAACCUUUGAUAGAAGCAGGGCAAUUUAUUUCACAGUUUAUAAAUGGUUUGGAAGAAUUACAAUUUGAAUAUAACUUGCAAGAAAAUGUGGCGCUGGUCUGUGUAGGUGGGGAAACACAAGUUGUUCAACAUUUCACCAAUGAUUACAGUCUCAUUAGACAGGCCACUGAUUCAUUAAGUGCAUCAGGAUCAAGUCGACUUCAACUUGGUUUACUUUUGCCAAUAGCAGUACUUCAUAGUGGUGGCCCUGACAGCAGAAAUGAAGGUGGCAUAUGUAAUAUAAAUGGACAUCUGGCAUGUCCCCGUGUUAUAUUCAUCAGUGAUGGCUACCCAACCACAAGUGAUGACAUUCCCGGCCAUCAACCACGACCUGAUGAUAAGAUGACCCUUGCUCUGCAAAACCUUUGUGUAGAGCUAACACAGACUGUUACACAGAGAACACUUUGUAAAGUUUAUUGUGUGCCAGUGGGAAAUAGUAAUCUGAAUUUUAUGGAAAUGUUAUCUUCUACUACUGGAGGAAGAGUGAUGCAGUCAACUGAUGCUAAACACAUGAGCCAUUGUCUCCUUCAUCAUAAUCUGGUUGCUAAACUACGUGAGAAUAGUCAGAAGGAACCAACACGUGCAGCUGUAGCCGAGUUACUCAAACAAGUUACAGCUACUGCUGAUGAAGAUGAUAUUAAUGGCGUAUUUGAAGUAAUCAGAGAAGGGGAGCCAGAUGUACAAGCAAGAGAUGCACGAGUUGCCCAGGAAAUGAUGCAAGGUAGAGGAAGAGGUCGAGGUAGAGGUGGCGGAGGUGGAGGUGGCGGAGGUGGAGGUAUGCAAGGAAUGGAAGAAAUGGCUGCUUUAAUGGGACAAGGCCGUGGACAAAUGCCAGGGGGCUUACAGUCAAUGAUGGGAAUGGCAGGAGGAGGUGGAAGAGGCCGUGGUUUUCCAUCUUUAAUGGGCAGAGGUAGACCCGGAGGUGGCAUGCCAAUGAUGACAGAAGGUGGAGGGGGAUUAGGUGGAAUACAGGCAAUGUUAGGAAUGGCAGGAAAUAUGGGACAGGGUGGUGGACAAGGUCGUGGAAUGGACAGUUUGAUGGGAAUGGGUAGAGGUGGAGGAGGACUUGAGGGUCUAAUGGGAGGAAUGGGUAGGGGUGGAGGAGGACUUGAGGGUUUAAUGGGAGGAAUGGGUAGGGGUGGAGGAGGACUUGAGGGUCUAAUGGGAGGAAUGGGUAGGGGUGGAGGAGGACUUGAGGGUCUAAUGGGAGGAAUGGGUAGGGGUGGAGGAGGACUUGAGGGUCUAAUGGGAGGAAUGGGUAGGGGUGGAGGAGAUGCUGCAGGUGGAUUAGGAGGUUUACCUAGUAUGGGACAGGGAGGAAGUGGUAACCAAGGAAAUAAUUUAGAGGCUUUGUUUAAUAUGAGCAGAGGAGGAAGGGAUCAAAGAGAUGGUGAUGGUUUAGCCUUAGGUGGUAUGGGACAAGGUGCAGCUGGAAGCGGUUUUGGUUCAGCUGGUAAAGGACCAGAUGGAGGUGGUGAUCGAAAUGCUUUUCUUGGAAUGGGAAGAAAACCGGAAGGAAAUGAAGGACAAGGGAACAGAGGAGGGUCUCAAGCUGGCAAUUCUGGACUUGAACCUGUGUCUGGACAAGCAAAUGGAGCUGGGGAGAAACAAACAAUGCUUGGAAUGGGAGGUGGGGACAACCAAAAUGAACAACAAAAUGUUGGAAUCGAUCAAAUGUCAGGUGCUGGCCCUCAAGCAAUGUUAGGAAGGGGAAACCCGAACCCAGUUGGUGAAAAAAAAAGCAGAAACCAAGGUGAUGCCAUACGUCGACAGAUGCUUGGAUUGGGAAAUGCUGAGGAAGAAAAUGAGCAAGGAAAAAGUUUGUUUAGUCAUUUGCCAGGUGGCAGUCUUCAUGCAAUGUUGGGAAUGGGUGAUCUACCUGAAACUUUACCAGGUGCAAAAAAAGAAGGGGAUAAAGGCCAGGGCAAGGAUAGGAAAAAGAGUAAAAAGAGCCGCUCGGGUAAAGGUCCAAAGCAAGGUGAAGGUGCACAACCAGUAGUUGGUGAUGAGGAUGGUAGCCUAGGCCAGUUCCAAAGCAAGGAAGAUGAGACUGAACAAGGAGCACAAGGUGGUCUUGGCUUGUUAUCAGGCGAUGGGUCUAAAGGGGCAGAAGCUGCAGAAGGAAAUGAUAUUAAACAUAAAAAAAAGAAAAAAGGAAGAAAAACAGCUAGAAAAAAUAGUGGUGACAAUGGAGAACCCUCAGGUUCUGGUAAAGUCAAUGGUAACCCAGAGAUUGGAGGAUCGGGUAAUGCAGAUGAGCCAAGAAAUGUACCUCCAAGACAAAAUCAACGUGGUAGUGGUUUAUUUAACAAUGUUCCUCCAAUGAGCUUUGGUCUUGACGAGCAUGGAAAAGCCCACUUUAUUGACCUCAUGGGUGGCUUGGGAGACAAUGACAAAGAAGGAGAAGAGCUUAUGGCAAAACUAUCUGAAUUACUUGAAAAUUCUGAUUUGGGUGAUGAUGGUGAAGAAGAUGAUAAUGAUAAUAAUGAUGAAAAUCAAGGAGAAAGAGGUGGUUUACUCCGAGGAUUACCGGAUAUUCUUGGCUUAGGAGGUAGAAGGGCAGGAGGAAUACCCGGUAUGCCAGGUAAUAGAGGUAACCAACCACAAAAUAUAGGCGGUCCCCCACCUAAUAUUAGAGACUAUCUCCAAAAUAUGGGCCGAGAAUCUAUGGGACAAAACAUUGGAGGUGCAAGAGAUGAAGAUGGGGACGUAAUAAUGGGGGGACUUGGAGGCAUGGGACAGCGACAAGGAGGUGCACCAUUUGCUGGUUUAGGUGGUAUUGGUGGAGGGAACCUACCAUUUGGUGUUAAUAGAGGGCAGCAAGGAGCUCCUAUGCCACAAGGUUUUGGUCAGGCUCCAGAAAACCUACAACAACUUGAACAGAUUUUGCAGAAUGCUGGAGGAGAUAACCAAGGUAUGCCAUCUGUAGAACAGUUGCUGGCACAGCUAGGUAUGGGUGGAAUGGGUAAUUUACCAGGCGGACAAAAUCCAUUUGGAGGUCAAGGUUAAUAAAUGAUGGACCAACUAAUGUUGGAUAAUAAAGAAAAAAACAGAUCGGAUUUUGCAGACAUUUUGUGAGAGACAAUAUUAUGACACUAUCAGCCAUGUUGACAUAACAUGUUUCCUAAUGAUUUCUGUGUAAUUCAUAAACAUUUUGACAUAAAGUGAUUUCUGUGUAAUCUAUAAUCAUCUUCAUCAUGUUGAAAGUUUGAAUCAUGAACAGUCAGUUACAUGUUGAAAAUUACAUAAAUCAUAUUACACCAUCAUGUUCAAAUGAAGAAACUUGUCCACAUAAAAUAUUUAUGUAAGCAUAAAGAGGAAUAAUUAUUUACAUAGUGCCAUAAAAGAUGUAUGUACAGUACCCUUGAAAAGUUUUGACAACAUAAAGUUUUCAGUUGCACAGGAUGCUUGACAAAACACUGAAUGUCUCGGUAUUUGUAUUUUGUCAUAAUAUGGCAUUAAUGUUGAGAUGAAAGUGCUCAUAAUAAUCAUUGAAAUGAUUAAACAUUUGUUUUGUGAUACUGUUACAGUGUAUUUUAAAAACAUUCACUCCACAUGAUAAAAUUUAUGCCAUGUCUAAUAAAGUUAUUAUAUAGCAGUGUUUGGGGCAAAUAUUUCAUCACCUUAGUGCAAUAAUGGAUUAAGUCCUUCUAAAUUCAAUAGGAGUUGACCAGUUAUUGCACUAAGGUGACAAAUUUUGUCCUUUUUAGACCAGUUUUGGUUCAGAUUAUUCGUACCAUUAUUUUAGUGGUUUUUGUUGUUGUUUGUUUUGUUGUUUUUUUUGUUCUUUUUCGUAUUUUAUUAUAAUUAUUAUUUUAGAAUGAUUCUUACUGUUGUGUUAUGUAUUGCAAUUAAACGGACAAUUCAUUAUUUCAGUCUCUGAUACCUGCAAGAUUAGUUGUCCUUUGCUUGCAAUUUAAUUAUAUUAUGGUUGUCCUUUGCUUACAAUUAUAUAAUGUACAUGUUGACAUAUUGCAUUGAAGUUAUGAUUAUAACCUUGAAGGUUUUUUUAAUAAAUAAGACUGUUUUUAAAAUGUUUUUACAGCUUUUAUUAUGAUACAGAAUUAAAAUAUCUGAAAUUGUU